This is a messenger RNA of Cherax quadricarinatus, 551 nucleotides long. NCBI's taxonomy places the organism in Eukaryota, Metazoa, Arthropoda, Malacostraca, Decapoda, Parastacidae. The record is from RefSeq and is a predicted model, not a curated record.
AUGGAUGGAAGUGUCAGUGAGGAUGAUUUCCAGGGUUUUGAGGAGUUUGUGACUGAGAAUAAUGAACAUAAUAGUGGUAAUGGCGAUGAAAAUCCAGACGACCCUCAACCAUCCACAUCUGGUGCCGGGCCAUCUUGUGUACAUUCAGUUGCACCAGAACAAGAGGAAUCUCGUAUUUUCCGGUCGGACACAGAUGUUGUGAGGGAGGAGGUAUUUGGUUCUAUUGCAUCUGUGCUGGUGUUUGACUCUGAGGAAGAGGUUGUUAGGCGUGCCAAUGACACCAACUUUGGUCUGGCAGGAGCAGUCUUUACCAAAGAUAUUCAGCGUGGUCAUAGAGUGGCCAAUGCCAUUGAAGCUGGGACUGUGUGGAUCAAUACUUACAAUUUAUACCCAACAGAAGUUCCUUUUGGUGGCUACAAACAUAGUGGCAUUGGUAGAGAAAAUGGCCUUACUGCAGUAGACUAUUUCACUCAGACACGCACAGUAUAUGUGGAGAUGGGAGAUGUUGAUUGUGGACCUUUAUACCAAGAAUAAAAACAUUUUAAAAAUAA